AUCAGCUCCUAAUAAUAAUACAACAGUACACUCCGAUAUCUCCAAAUUAACAUGGUUCCUCCAGCGAAGUCGUCAAAGCUAAGGUAUGUAGUGAAAACAGUGUACCAUUGUGUUGUGAGCUACAUCGUUGUCUUCAUCCUUGUACCCAAGUUGCUUCCUAUCCUAAUUCAUCUUCGCCCCUCCGACCUCCUAAAGCAAUGCGGCGGCGGCGGCGGCGGCGGCACUCCAAUCCAACUCCUAUUCCCUGCAGCUACUUUUCUACUACUGAUCAUCUACGUAGUAUCCUCUUUCUACCGACCUCGAACCAUCUAUCUCGUCGACUAUGCUUGUUUCAAGCCCCCUUCCAUGUGUCGUGUCCCUUUCUCUAGGGCAUUGGAACACGCACGUAUUUUGAUGCCCACACAGCCUAAGAACAUCCGUUUUCAGAUGAAAAUCCUGGAGCGCUCUGGUCUUGGGGAGGAGACCUGUCUCCCUGUCACUUUACAUGGCAUCCCUCCUAUUUCCACCAUGGAGCUUGCCAGGGAAGAAGCCGAGCUCGUCAUCUUCUCCGCCAUGGACCAACUUUUAGCUAAGACUCAGCUCAACCCUAAAGACAUCGACAUUCUUGUGGUGAAUUGCAGCUUGUUCUCCCCCACUCCCUCCCUUUCUGCCAUGGUGGUUAACAAAUACAGGCUGAGGAGUAACGUCAAGAGCUUUAAUCUCUCUGGGAUGGGGUGCAGUGCGGGGCUGAUAUCCAUAGAUUUAGCUCGGGACUUGCUUCAAUCCUACCCUAACUCCAAUGCCGUCGUAGUUAGCACCGAGAUUCUCACUCCAAAUUCUUACAUGGGGAAAGAGAGAUCAAUGCUUCUUCCAAAUUGCCUAUUUAGAAUGGGAGGCGCUGCGAUUCUGUUGUCGAACAGGAGGUCAGAUCGGCGGCGAGCCAAGUACAGGCUCCUCCACGUUGUUAGGACGCACAUGGGGAACAAUGAUGAUUCCUACAAAUGCGUAUUCCAGCAGGAGGAUGAAGAAGGGUUCGUGGGAAUAAAUUUGUGCAUAAACCUUAUGCAAGUGGCGGGUGAUGCAUUGAAGUCAAACAUAACAACCAUAGGUCCUCUUGUUCUACCAGUAUCCGAGCAAAUCAAGUUUGUUCUAGCACUCAUUGCUCGCAAGAUCUCCAAAUCAAAAUCUGGAUUCAUCAAACCCUACGUCCCCAACUUCAAACGAGCGUUCGAUCACUUCUGCAUCCACGCUGGUGGGCGGGCUGUGAUAGACGAACUGCAGAAAAGUCUAGACCUCUCGGCUGAGCACGUAGAGGCGUCUCGAAUGACGUUACACCGGUUUGGGAACACGUCGUCGUCGUCUUUAUGGUACGAGAUGAGUUACAUUGAGGCUAAGGGGAGAAUGAAGAAAGGGGAUAGGGUGUGGCAAAUUGCGUUCGGGAGUGGAUUCAAAUGUAACAGUGCAGUUUGGAAGUGUAACAGGAGCAUUAAGGCACCAGUAGCGGAUAGUCCAUGGGCUGAUUGUAUUCAUCAAUAUCCAGUUCAUAUUCCUGAAGUCCUCAAGCUAUAAUUUACUCCCCUGCUCCGAUCCCUAUCCUAGCUUGCGCGUGGCUCUACCUUAUUUAAUUACCUAAAAAACCCGCCGUCUUCGAUCAUCUAUCUCAUCUCAUCUUCUGUUCCGUUCUUCUAUUCCUAUUCCUAUUCCUGUUCUUAAUUAUUUUGCACGCUUGCUUUGAUAUGA
Messenger RNA from Ipomoea nil (Japanese morning glory), 1719 nucleotides. RefSeq names its product 3-ketoacyl-CoA synthase 6-like. The coding region runs from base 52 to 1548 and encodes 498 amino acids. The record is from RefSeq and is a predicted model, not a curated record. Lineage: Eukaryota; Viridiplantae; Streptophyta; Magnoliopsida; Solanales; Convolvulaceae. Gene Ontology annotation, molecular function: acyltransferase activity, transferring groups other than amino-acyl groups. Gene Ontology annotation, biological process: fatty acid biosynthetic process. The transcript has a single exon. Gene Ontology annotation, cellular component: membrane.